CACCAACCAACGGACCAACAAUGGCCCCUCAUCAAACGGUCGAAUCCUUCACCUAGUAUGCUACGGUAUCUACGAUUAGCGAGCGGCUUAUACACAGCUGGGCACGCUAGAGCGAUGACUAUGCUCUCUACCGCCCUCGUAUCGCCGUCGUAACCAUGUAGCUGGCUACAAUCAGCUCUCAAGCCCUAGCAGAAGGUUUCAAUCUAGGUGUCUAGCACCGAACCGGACCAGCGGACUCUCAAACCGCCAUGCGCUCUCUGCAAUCUGCAUGUGCUUGACAGGAGCCUCUCUAUUCAGACCUUCCACACAGUGGAUUAAGACGUAUCUAUAUCCUCGAGAUGUCAGCACGGGAUCGACAGACGGCUGCCCCGACAGAUGAUGGCAGGAGGCCUUCGGGGCCAACGUCUGUGAAGCCGUACGCGUGCGUGCUCUGCUCGCGGCGCAAGGUCCGUUGCGAUCGUCUCGUAGGUGGCUGCACGAAUUGUACAAAGGCUCGGGUUGAAUGCGUAUAUAUAGCGCCUGCACCGCCGCGCCGCCGGAAAAGAGGCGAGAAGCCGCCGGAGACAGACCUGGUGUUGAAGCUGAAACGGUAUGAAGAGCUAUUGACGAGACUUGGGGUGCGUCUUGAUGGCGAUGAGCAGCAAAGCUCCGAACAGGGAGACUCGGGCACUGCGACCGCACGCCUGGGAAAUGUCACUUUGGCGGGCGAGAAAACACCCGAUACGGACUUGGAUUCUCCUGGUCUGGAGUACGGUAUGGUGAUUGGGGACAAAGACAAUACUCGAUAUCUCGCCAAUCAGCUGUACGCAGAUGUAGGUCAGGAGUACUCAAAGGAGAUUCUCGAAGAAUCAACGGAGUCGGAGAGCGAUGAUCUGCCUUUUGAUACACCUGGAAGUGUUUCGCCCGACGCAUCAGACUGGUUAUUACGGCAUCGACGACAAGCGAUCAGCUUGACGGCAUUGCAUCCGUCGCCGGUGGUGAUAUUUCAGCUAUGGCAGAAAUUCUUAGAAAACGUGAAUCCUAUGGUCAAGGUCCUUCAUGUGCCUACCGCUCAACAAACUAUCCUAGAAGCUACGUCUAACCUGAUCAAUCUAACGAAAAGUACAGAGGCACUGAUGUUUGUGGUAUACUUUGCUGCUAUCGUGUCAUUGUCGAAUGAAGAGUGCGAGUAUAUGACCGGCGAGCCUAAAUCAGUACUUCAGACGAGAUAUCGGUUCGCAGUGCAGCAGGCUUUGGCCAAUGCAGGCCUUUUGCGGACCUCGGAACUCGUGACGCUGCAAGCGUUCCAAAUCUUCUUAUUUGCGAUGCACGGCCAAUGGGAUCCCAAAUCUUUCUGGGCAUUGACGGGCAUAGCCGUUCGCAUCGGGCAGAGGAUGGGACUGCAUCGUGAUGGAAGCAAGCUCGGACUCUCCAUUUUCCAGACUGAACUGCGUCGAAGGCUUUGGUGGGAGAUGGUGAUACAAGAUGCGCGCGCAGGCGAAAUGGCAGGCUGUGGAGGGGCGACUCUGCUCUGGGACACGCUCAUGCCGCUCAACAUCGAAGACACUGCGUUGAAUCCGAACAUGCAAGAGCCGCCUCUUGAAAGCGUGGGACCGACUGAGAUGAUAUUUCCUCGCGUGCGGUAUGAGAUUGGCGACUGGCUGAGGAAACGGACGCCUGCAUCGGCAUACCAUGGUGCGUGGGUCAGUCUCAUGUCAGCGAAUGUGUCGAAAGAGGAGAAGCAGCUUUCGAUUGAUGAACUCGAGGAUAUGUUUGAGCGGAAGUACCUUCGCCAUGCCGACAUGUCAGUUCCGGUGCAUUUCCUCGCGUUUGCUGUUGUGCGUUCGGUCAUGGCAAAGAUGCGGUUUAUGACCUUUCUUCGUGCGCACCGCCUCGGGCAGAACGGUGAAGGGCCGCAAGAGUCGCCACGCGGCGCAGGCCUGAGCGAGGAGACGCAAUUUCUUAUUGCGAUCCAGAUUGUGGAAUAUGACACGCUGAUUCAGCAAUCACCGAUCAUUGAGAGGUUCCGGUGGCAUGUGGUGCGACAAUUCCAAUGGCAGCCGUUCAUCUACCUGCUCGGCGAGUUGCGACAACGAACAAGCGGCGAAGAUGUCAACAAGGCAUGGAGGGCGAUUGGAGUGUCAUACAGUCUGCAUCCCGAGAUAAUCGCACAGACAAAACGGGCGCUGCAUGUUGCAGUGGGCGGUCUGACAUUGCAGGCAUGGGCGGCCUUUGAAGCAGCAAACGGGCGUGAUGCGUAUACCAUAGUGGGAAGUGGUAACGGCCCGCCACGAUACAUUCUCGACUUGAGAUCACAACGACGACACGCAGCGAGGGCGAAGAGCGCAGAGUCACCGUCAAAGGUAGCUACGGAGACGCAUGUCGAAGCAUAUCCAGACUUCUUUGGCUCGACUACUACAGAGCAGUAUCCGUCGAGCGCGUACAUGGCGCAGCAGCACACAUCGAUCGAGCUCGGCAACAAUUUCUAUCAAACGCCAGCCACCAUGCAGACACCAGCCACAAUAGAGACAACACCGUCAGAUGUGUUUACUGGGCUCGAUGCGGCGGCGAUUAGCACGCCAUCAUUUGGUGGUAGUGGUGAUGCUGGAGGAUAUAUGGAUAUGUCGUCUGGACCGGCGACGACGCCGUUGAAUUGGGGUGAGUGGGAGCAUUUAGUGCAAGACUUUCAGACGGAGACGUGGAACGGGUUUGAUGUAGAUGUAGAUGCAGAUAUUGGGUUGUGAAGUUGGACCUAUAGGAGGGAGCGCUUAGUACUGAGGAUAUCUCCCCGAACAUCGAUGUAUGCUUAGACGUGGCGCUGGUAGUAGUAUUGUUAGUGGCAAUGUCUAUGAAGCCGUCAGACUAUAAGAUAAUUAGCAGUGACAGCUUGCGAACAAGUAAACUGAAUCUUAUGAUAGAGUAUGUAGUAUACCGCUCGAUAUAGACAAC
This is a messenger RNA of Pseudovirgaria hyperparasitica, 2928 nucleotides long. RefSeq lists its product as uncharacterized. The record is from RefSeq and is a predicted model, not a curated record. The coding region runs from base 339 to 2723 and encodes 794 amino acids. Gene Ontology annotation, biological process: regulation of DNA-templated transcription; DNA-templated transcription. The transcript has 2 exons. Gene Ontology annotation, molecular function: DNA-binding transcription factor activity, RNA polymerase II-specific; DNA binding; zinc ion binding. NCBI's taxonomy places the organism in Eukaryota, Fungi, Ascomycota, Dothideomycetes, Acrospermales, Acrospermaceae.